Molecule: messenger RNA, 1151 nt
Organism: Xyrauchen texanus (razorback sucker)
Lineage: Eukaryota; Metazoa; Chordata; Actinopteri; Cypriniformes; Catostomidae
Product: transmembrane protein 182-like
Exons: 5
Coding region: 34-957 (307 amino acids)
Cellular component (GO): membrane
Source: RefSeq, a predicted model, not a curated record
GAACACACCAUAUUGAUUGUAAAAUAAGGAAUAAUGUGGACAAUGGAGGAAAAUAAUGAACAACCCAGCCAAAUACUAUUGGUAUCACACACCAGCAGGAAAUGUGAGAGUUUAAAAUCGACAUCAAGACUGGCAGAAAAUAGUUGUUUAGCAGGCAUGCGUCUGGACGUGCUACAGUUCCUGGCUGGGUGCUUUGGAGCUGUAAGUUCAAUGUUCCUGCUGGGAUCUCUUGGGUCUGAUUACUGGCUUUUGGCAUCUGAAUCUUGUGAACAAGGUGAUGCUGCUGUUUCCAGACUAUGGAAAGUCAAAGAGGACAUAUCACACGUGCAACCAGAUGGCAGUAACCAGGCUGAGAACACCUAUUUGUUCUAUCAUGAGGGCCUCUUUUGGAGAUGUUCUGACCAGAGGGUUUCAAAUGGAGAGCAGGAGAGCAUGUUGGCAUUUUGGAUCACUAAUCAACCAUCCAAGAAGGUUUGCAUGCUAGCCUACCUGUCUCAUGCUCCUCUCUCUAGACGUACCAAUAGUUUUCUAAACUCAGAUUUUGCUACAGUACAAAGGGCUUUUUGGUGUGUUAUUUUCAUGCUGGGAGUCAUCUCUGUGAUGAUUGGAGGGUUUGUCACAAUCUGUGCUACCUCAGGGACAAGCCAUCGCCUUUAUGAGGCUGGAGGGGCUCUCUUUAUAACUGGAGGUGUCUUAAUCUGGUCUGUAGUACUGUUGUUUGCUGUGUGGGUGCAUGUCUCAGAUUCUUUAGAGCGAUAUGGCCUUCAGCGAAGACGCUUAGUUUGUCCCAGUCUGCAGCUCAGCGUGCACUAUGGUCCUUCCUUUAUGCUGGCUCCCACUGCUGCCUUCUUCUGCCUGCUUACUGGCGUACUCCUCCUGCUCAUUUCAUCAGUCAGCAGAGCAUCAGUCAGACAAACAGAGAAACAGCCAUUCUCAGUGCGAGAGGAACGUGUGUAAUGCCUUUAUAUAUAAAUUACAAUAACUCUUUCACUACCAAUAUACAAAGGAAUUGUGCUAUAUUUGCCUUUGCUAAAAUAACUCAUUAGUGACAGUUGAAACUCAUGAUCCGACCCAGGUGCAAUUAACCUGCUGAUCUAUGCACUACAGCUAAGUCUAUCCAUCAGCCAUGGCUGUUUAUGUACAGUAGGUUA